GCAAAUGCAAGGCACUAAAUUUUUAGCAUAAAUUUCGUAAAUAUAUGGCCACCGUAGGAAUAGAUUCAAGACACAGAAGAAUUGGUCUCAUCCCAGGCGAGCCAUAAACUCUGCCAGCCGUUUCUCCUUCUUGGACUUGACCUCACCUUUUCUUUCUAUCUUCUUUUUUUCUUUUUUCUUUUUUCUUUUUCUUUUCUUUCUUUCUCUCUCUUGGGUCAUUUCUUGGAUUCAAAGUCUCUGGAAAAAAUGCCUGGAACAGAGCCCCAACCCUCCUUUCUUGGCAGAAUCAGCAUCCGCCGGAACCAGGUUUCCGCCAUGGACGUAAACCAUGAUCCAGAGCUAGAAGAACUCGAGCUUUUUCAAAAGCACGUAGCUGAUCGCUUCACCGAUUUGUUAUCUCCACAGGAGGAGGUGGCUUCCACUGAAACUCUGCUCUCUAUUUCAUGGCUCAGGAAACUUGUAGACGUGUUCUUGUGCUGCGAAGCUGAAUUCAAAGCUGUCCUUAUAAUGGGUCGCGACCCUUCUCAAAUUUGCAAGCCACCGUUGGAUCGAUUGAUUCCUGAACUGCUGGACAGAGCUGUUAAAGCUCUGGAUAUAUGCAAUGCCGUGUCUAGUGGGAUUGAUUCUGUGCGUCAGUAUCAGAAAUUCGCAGAAAUUGCAGUCUCUGCUUUGGAGCAGAAGCCAAUGGAUGAUGGGCAAGUAAAGCGAGCGAGAAAGGCCUUGAAUUCUUUGUUAACUGCGAUGAAGGUAGAUGAUAAGGAGAAAGAUUUUAAGGGUGCAGAGAGAACAUGGUCUUUCGGGAGGAGAGGAAAUACCAAUCCUUUUCAUAAGGAGCGAGCUGCACGCUACUUCCGAUCUCUUUCCAUGAUCAUCGCUAAAAAUUGGUCUGCUUCUAAGCAGAUUCAGGCAAUGUCUUCCAAUCUCGUGCCUCCUCGAGGUGGAGAACCCACAGGACUUGCAUUACCUGUUUAUGUAAUGAGCUCUGUUAUGGUGUUUGUGAUGUGGGCUCUGGUGGCUGCUUUGCCUUGUCAAGAGAGGAGUGGAUUGGCAACGCAUUUUCCGAUUCCGAGGCAAUUAACGUGGGCACAUAGCAUGAUUGGGCUGCAAGAGAGGAUCGGGGAGGAGUGGAAGAAGAAGGAGAAAAAAGGGUCGGUGGGGCUGUUGGAAGAGAUGCAGAGGAUGGAGAAAUUGGCUCUGAAUUUGAUCGAAUUUGCUGAUGGGUUUCAGUUUCCAGGGGAGACAGAGAAGAUGGAGGAGGUGGCAGCUCAGGUGGCGGAGCUUGCAGAAAUUUUCCGGAAAAUGGGAGAAGGUUUGGUGCCUUUGCAGGCGCAGAUUAGAGAGGUGUUUCAUAGAAUUGUAAGGAGCAGAACAGAGGUUCUUGAAGUGUUGGAUCAUGCAGCCAAAAUUUCUCAACCUACGACAUAACUCGGCGCAAAUAAUUUGCUAAAUUUUGUGCAAAAUCAUAGUCUUGAACUUUGAAAGUUUGAAAAUUUCAAAUUGUUCAUGGGUGUAUGAACAUGUCCAUGUAGAACCUAAAACUUUUUUUUUUUUGGUAGAUGAUUCUAAUACCACUAAAUUAAAAUUUA
This is a messenger RNA of Hevea brasiliensis (rubber tree), 1586 nucleotides long. Its product is annotated as protein ROH1. Lineage: Eukaryota; Viridiplantae; Streptophyta; Magnoliopsida; Malpighiales; Euphorbiaceae. The record is from RefSeq and is a predicted model, not a curated record. The transcript has a single exon. Bases 247 to 1425 code for a protein of 392 amino acids.